Messenger RNA from Durusdinium trenchii, 738 nucleotides. NCBI's taxonomy places the organism in Eukaryota, Dinophyceae, Suessiales, Symbiodiniaceae. The record is from the annotation of a GenBank genome assembly.
AACACAUCUUGGUGUUUGGCUCAGCCACAUGAGUCUUAGUGUUGCCCGCAGACUGUGGUGGCUCCAUUGAAGGCCGAGAGGGACGAUUCAGUAGCUGCAUUCUUAAGUCACACCAAAGAUGUGACUUGCUUGUGGGCGAACAUAUUCAGAUCAUCACGCAUCAGCAGCAACCGGGGCGAGUCUCUUGAAUGCAGUGUAUGAGGUUAUCAGUUCUGUGAACUAAGUGCUCCAAUCCAUGCCAUCUGCACUUCUCGACCGACUCAGUUUCUGCUACAAUGCUUUGCUGCAAGGCAAGAACCCCCUUGAAUUCGUUGAAACGGUAUGAAACGGUGAUCAUUAACCGAAACAUCAUGCAACAUCAUGAAACAUUCACAGAUGGUCCUCGUGGCCGCGCUUUUUUCGACGAAGCCCUGAGGCUGAGUUUGGUGGACCGUCCCAGCGCCAGCAUCGAGGCGGAUGUUGUGGAGGCGCCAGAGGUCCUGCGGGCCCGGGAGCGUUCCUCGCGGGCGAAGAUGAAGGUGGAGAGAUCCGUCGAACCGGUGGAGAAGGUCCGCCGGCGGCUGCGACACAAGCAGCCCUGCGAGGCCUAUGGAGCAGGUGUUUUCAAGAGGCGGCGGUUCAGCUGAUGACGGCCACAUGGAGGAGCGAACCUGGCGACCCGGGAGUGGCUCCAAGCGCCCGCGGGGCGGGGAGUUGGGGGAGGAUUGGAGGACUUGGCGGCCUCAAUCCGGAAGCAAA